Messenger RNA from Coregonus clupeaformis (lake whitefish), 1279 nucleotides. Its product is annotated as transgelin-2. The record is from RefSeq and is a predicted model, not a curated record. The transcript has 5 exons. Lineage: Eukaryota; Metazoa; Chordata; Actinopteri; Salmoniformes; Salmonidae. Bases 187 to 795 code for a protein of 202 amino acids. Gene Ontology annotation, molecular function: protein binding.
UGGUGAAGUAAUUUCAGAGAGCGUGUUUGUUCUUUUUAAGCUGGCACUCCCUAAGAGCAGACUCUGUACUCUGUUGUAAAGGGGAAGAGAGGAACUCUUUCACACCAGCUCACAGAAACACAGGUCCAAAGCCACCUGAACUCAUCUCAACAACUACAGCUGCUCCCAACUAAACACUGAACAACAAUGGCAAACAAAGGUCCCUCCUACGGUCUGAGCCGUGAGGUGCAGAGUAAGAUCGAUAAAAAGUAUGACCAGGAUCUGGAGGAGAGGUUGACUGAGUGGAUCAUUGCCCAGUGUGGCGCUGGAGUGGGCCAACCUGAGGCAGGCAAGACCGGCUGGCAGAACUGGCUCAAGGACGGAUGUGUGCUGUGUGAACUGAUCAACAGCCUGUCCAGUGGGAACAAGCCAAUCAGGAAGAUCCAGAGUUCAGGCAUGGCCUUCAAACAGAUGGAGCAGAUCUCCCAGUUCCUCAAUGCAGCUGAGAAGUACGGCAUCACCAAGACUGACAUGUUCCAGACAGUUGACCUCUGGGAGGGGAAAGACCUGGCUGCUGUCCAGAGGACCCUGAUGGCCUUGGGAAGCAUGGCUGUCACCAGGGACGAUGGGACUUACCACGGCGACCCCAACUGGUUCCAUAAGAAGUCAGUGGAGAACAGACGUGAGUUCUCUGAGGACCAGCUGAAUGAGGGAAAGAGUGUCAUCGGCCUGCAGAUGGGCACCAACAAGGGGGCAUCUCAGGCUGGCAUGACUGGGUACGGGCGACCUAGGCAGAUCCUGAACAACAACCCUUAAAACCAUGACAAUGCUCCGUCACCCUAGACCUGAGUAUACUCCCUUUCUCGGCCCAUCACUGAAGACUGAGACGCUAUGUCUGUUAACUUGAACAAACGGGACCGACCCGAACUUCAAGACCAAACUGGACCAAAACUGGGACCAAAAACUCUCAAACACACACUGCAUAGAUGCACACAAUCAACACAUUCACACAACACAAAAACAUGGUGUCCAAAGUCUGUACAAUCAUGUUUUGUUAAACAUUUUGAACAAUGGACACGGUUACAUAGGAAUGGGAAAAUGUCCAUAUAUACUGCACUCUGUUUAGUAAUGAGUGAAAGUUGAAAUAAGAUGUUGCUAGAAUAUGCUGUUAAUGGGAAAGAUGCAGUAAGAUGUCAAUUCUAAUCAAGAUGUUGGACACCUUUCCAGAGCUCAAUAUUUUUGUAUGUUGUAUAUUGACUAUAAGAAAUGAUUAUGAAAUAAAGUUCAGUUUAAUUUUAAA